GCUCUCCUCACACAGCUCCGGGGAGCCCAGGCAACAAGUCACCCAGACACCGCCAGAACUUAGUGCCCCUCUCCUUCCCAUCCAUACACAGCGGGGCGGCAGUGAUGCUGCUGAAGGGAGACCCUAAACCUGCCAGCCACCAGGGAUGGAGCCGGGAGCAGCCCACGGACGAUGCCUCCAGGAGCUGGAGCAGGACUUUGCCCAGUGUGCUGGCCCUGGUGCUUUCUCUCUUUUCCUUGGCAUCCUGCGUGUACCUGAAUGUAAAGACUGGCGACCUGGAGGGCAGGACGUGGGCUCUGCAGCAUGGCAAGUCAGGGGACAUCUUCCAUGUGCCUGGAUUAUCUGUGGACCAGCUGAACUCCAUCGUGCAGGAGAAGGUGGACCGGCUUCUGUCCCAGAGGUCAUAUGAACACAUGGCAAAAAUACGAAUCUCAAGAGAAGCUCCGGCAGAGUGUAACUGCCCAGCAGGUCCACCCGGCCAAAGAGGCAAGAGAGGCAGAAGAGGUGAACCAGGACCUCCUGGUCAACCAGGACCACAGGGUCCUCCUGGUCCAAAGGGUGACAAGGGAGAUCAAGGUGAUCAGGGCCCUCGGGGUUUGCCAGGCUACCCCACAAUGGCCGCUCUCCAUAGUAAUCAGAUCCUCACCGUCAAGGGUGAUCAAGGACAGGCUGGGCCCCCAGGCCCACCAGGGCCUCCUGGACCACCAGGUCCCAGGGGUCCCCCAGGUGACACUGGUAAAGAUGGACCAAGAGGAUUAUCUGGAGUCCCAGGGGAACCAGGAAUUCCAGGUGAACAAGGCUUAAUUGGUCCAAUGGGGCCUCCUGGACAAAAGGGUUCUGACGGAGAGCCUGGCGCUCCAGGACUUGACGGCGAGAAGGGGGAUCAAGGUGCACCUGGUUUAGAUGGCAUUCAAGGGAUGAAGCAUAUGUUUUCUUUCUAUAGGGGUGAGAUGGGGGAAAGCGGUCCUACAGGUGGACCAGGAGAAAAGGGUGACCCAGGAUCAUCUGCUGCUGGCAUAAAGGGUGAACCUGGAGAAUCAGGCCGUCCAGGGCAAAAGGGUGAACCAGGACUGCCUGGGCUACCUGGACUUCCUGGGAUAAAGGGGGAACCAGGAUUUCUCGGCCCUCCUGGAGAACCUGGAUUGCCAGGCUUACCAGGGACAAAGGGAGAACGUGGUGAACUUGGACCUCCAGGAAGAGGAGAAAGGGGUAUUCAAGGAGUACCAGGUCCAAAGGGAGAAACUGGGGAACCUGGAAAUAGAGGCCCAAAAGGGUCAAAGGGAGAUUCCGGAAGCAGCGGUGAUGCAGGUCCUACUGGUCCCAGAGGACCCCCAGGCCAAAAGGGCGAUCAAGGAGCAACGGAAAUCAUAGAUUACAAUGGAAAUAUUCAGGAAGCAUUGCAGAGGAUUACUGCCAUUACAGUUACGGGACCUGCUGGACCCCCUGGACCUCCUGGUUUGCCUGGAUCAAAGGGAGAGGGAGGCCCUGUUGGACCUCCAGGAAUUGAUGGGGAGCAGGGGCCUAAAGGUUCUAAAGGAGAUCGUGGAGAAACUGGCAUUUCAGGAGAAAAAGGGGGAAUUGGUCUACCUGGGUUGCCUGGUGCAAAUGGAAUGAAAGGUGAAAAGGGAGACCAUGGUUCACCUGGUCCUCAUGGGGCUUCUAUCAUAGGUCCUCCUGGUCCACCAGGUCCUCAUGGGCCCCCAGGCCCAAUGGGUCCACAUGGAGUUUCAGGUCCAAAGGGUGAACCAGGGUUAAAUGGUCUUAAAGGAUUGAGGGGUGAGCAAGGUCAAAAGGGUGACAGAGGACCACUGGGUCUUCCAGGAGCAUCUGGCUUAGACGGAAAGCCAGGACCCAGGGGUACAGAUGGGCCACUUGGUCCUCCCGGUCCAGCAGGUCCAAAAGGUGACAGGGGAGAAAAAGGUGUUGUUGGCGAUCCAGGGCCUAGAGGACCGUAUGGUUUACCUGGCAAGGAUGGAGAACCUGGUCUAGAUGGUUUUCCUGGUCCUCGAGGAGAGAAAGGAGACCCAGGAGAAAGGGGAGAAAAGGGGGAAAAGGGAAAAAAAGGCAAAAAAGGGCCUAAAGGGGAGAAAGGAGAACAGGGUGCCCCUGGAUUAGAUGCACCUUGCCCGUUGGGACCAGAUGGACUUCCAAUGCCCGGCUGCUGGCAGAAGUGACAAAUCUAACCAUGCAAGCAUGAAGUUGUAUAUAAUCAAAACUUUGUAUUUAUAGAGAAAAACAAGAUGAUUUCAUAUGUUUACAUAUACCUUCUCCUACUUGUCCAUAAGUCCAUCUUUACCCACUUGCACAAGCUAUUUGGCAGUAGUCAGUGCUACUGUUGGAAUCCCCAGGAUUGAAGAGAUUCUUAUUGCUUUACUUGUAGACAUAUUUCCACAGACUUGAUGAUCAUCUGGGACCAGUUCACUGGAUACAUAAUGUCCAUUACAUUUCCCUGCUCAUGCCAAAUAGCACCAGUGACUUGUGUCAUUUAACAUGUUUGUACAGACUAAUGGCUUGCAUGAAUCAUAUCUAAGAAUUUGCUGUGUGGUUGAACCUCAGCUAAAUGAUUGCUCUUUAUUGGCUACUUAAGUAGAUCUCUUAACAUCUUUCAUUCAUCCUAAGGGAGUGACACCAUGGCUUGUAGCACGGAAGAGAUAAGGCUGACAUAACAGUAACUUUGCUCAAAUUCGGAGAUCCGACAGUAGAUGUUUAAUCUCCAACCUGGCAAGUCAUUCUUCUACUGAGGCAUAAAGGUCCUGAUUGUCUUCAGCAUCUUUGCAUUCCAUGCUACCCAGUGCCCCCCCGGAAGUAGAAGAUAUAUGGGCAUAUGAUGGCUACUGAAUAUGUUUCUACAUAGAUUGGAGUUGAGUUGUAAAAGCUUAGGUCUGUGGGAAUGGAGAAGCUCCACUGAAGGAAUCAUAUUGUACCUGUACAGAAGUCCUUCACCAUGCAGUUUCUCAGAAGCUAAGCAGUUAUGAAGAUCCGCCAUGCAUAAUUGUAUGACAAGAGUUUGACACCCACACGUUUAAAAUGUACGCACCUGUAUGACAGGAUUGGAAUCUAUAUUAUGUUCAUGUUUUUAUGUUAUUUUUAUUAGAAUGUUUUAUUACAUUCAAAAAAUGUGCUACAUAUGUUUAUUACACAGUGUUAGGAUUGCCAAAUGGUCUUGCUAUGUGCCACUGCCUAACAUGCUGAUAAUCGGUAACCAUGCCUUAUUUUUGCUAUUGUGCUUUUGUUCUGGAAGCCUUGCCAAAAGUGUCAAUCUUUCGUAAGCAAUUAGAUGUGCAUACAGCAGUUACGCCAUUAUUGUGUGACUUCUGUUUAUCUACAUAUUCCAAACAUGGGAAGUGGUUACGAGUAUAGCUGCUUAUACAGUUAUAGAUGUAAUAUAUUAUUCAUCUGUCUACUUGUUACAGAAAAAAAAUGUUUAUUUUUGGUUUUAUUCUACUUAAAAAAAAAAAAGGAAAAAGAACAAAAAAACAUUGUGUUCACUGAAAGUUUAAAAACGUUAUUUCGGGGCUGUGUGUUUUCAAAUGAACAUUUCACAAGUAGACAUAUACAGUAUAUAUGUCUUUAGUCGGUGUGCUACCUUCUGAUUUUAUUUUACUGAGUCUGAAAGCUACUAGUUUGUUGCUGACGUUAAAGCACAAACUGACUUAUCUUUGUACGAUGACUAAAAGCUCAACGUGACCCAGAAGACUAUGUAGUGGCAACAGACUUCAUUUUAUUACUGACAUAGUAUGAGAAGGAUGUGGAUACAGUAUGUUAAUACUGUUCUGCUAUAACUCCAUUCUGUAUGGAAGGGAUUUUCCUAUCCCCUAGCCAACAGAAUCCACACAGGUUUCACAUUCUGUGUGGCAACAUUAAUGCCAUCAAUUUGAAGUCUUUAUAUGAGAUUAGGUGACUAAAAUAUAUAUUUUUUACUGCCAUGUAAGUAAUUAUUAAAAUUGAAAGAAGUUUUUGCGUACACUUAAGCCAAAUGAUUUGAUGUCCCCCGAAGCAUAUGUUUGUUCUUAAUGAAGUAGGGUGGCUGUUUUUUUUAUACAUUUUCUGUCAUUUUCUCUGUCAUUUAAAGGGAACCUGUGAUAUUGAACAUGCGGCCUGAUCAGCCGGCAGUAUGUUAUAGAGCAGGAGGAGCUCAGCAGACUUAUAGAGAAUUUUAUUUGAAAAGAUUCUGUAUAACUUGUGAUCUAUUCAUUAAAAUCUCUGCUCAUUCUGGGCUAAGGAGUCCAGUGGGCGGUUCUGUUCAGGGAUUGACAGCUAUCUCUGUAUGUCCACUGAAGUGGGGAAGGCUAGGAAUCAUUGAGUGAGAUGGCCCACUGGACUUAUACUGAAUCUUCUCCGACAGAUAUAUCAAUCUGCCCAGCUUCCCUAGCUUUACACCAUAUUGCCUAUAGUUUUAGACUAGUGUUAGACAGUAAGACAUUUUACAUGAUUCUUCCACAUGUUCAGUGCUCAAUUUGUUGGAACAUGACGUCAUUUUGAGAAAUUGUUGGUGACAUUAAUUCUCAUAGAAGAGGUUGUAUUUUUUUUACAUAUGUUUGCCAAUGUGUGAUAUUUUACUAUGUAGUUCUACUAGUUGUUUAACCAAUUAUAUAAAGUUGGUUUUGUCAUUGUCUCUAUCUACAUCAAAUGUUGCAGUUCCUGGAAAUGUUGCUGCAUUAAUAUUGAUGAGGUUUAUCUAGUAUGGAGUAUUCAUUCACAAUAGUUCACCUUGUAUACUAGGGAGUAACUAUAGGGGAAAAAGAGGCCACAUGAGAAAAUUCCAGUAGUAUAAUGUAUCUUCAGGGGUUCAUGUUAUUAAUCCACUCUUUCCCUAAGUAUACUACAUUAGUCUAAUCUGACUGAGGCAUUAGUA
This is a messenger RNA of Bufo gargarizans (Asiatic toad), 4855 nucleotides long. It is a transcript of the gene COL25A1, whose product is annotated as collagen type XXV alpha 1 chain. NCBI's taxonomy places the organism in Eukaryota, Metazoa, Chordata, Amphibia, Anura, Bufonidae. The record is from RefSeq and is a predicted model, not a curated record. The coding region runs from base 105 to 2174 and encodes 689 amino acids. The transcript is spliced from 39 exons.